Rangifer tarandus platyrhynchus (Svalbard reindeer) is the source of this 336-nucleotide messenger RNA. NCBI's taxonomy places the organism in Eukaryota, Metazoa, Chordata, Mammalia, Artiodactyla, Cervidae. The record is from the annotation of a GenBank genome assembly.
AUGGGAUUCUCCAGGGAAGAAUACCGGAGUGGGUUGCCAAGCCCUCCUCCAGGGGAUCUUCCCAACCCAGGGAUCUAUCCCAGGUCUCCCACAUUGCAGGCAGAUUCUUUACCAUCUGAGCUGCCAGGGAAGCCCAAAAAUAAAGGCUAUACUUCAAUUUUAAAAAAAGAUACAUGCUCCCCGAUGUUCAUAACAGCAAUAUUUACAAAAACCAAGACAUGGAAGCCAUCUAAGUACUUGUCAAGAGAUGAAUGGCUAAAGUAUACAGUCAAUAUAUAUAUAUACAGUAUAUAUAUUUACUGUAUAGCACAGGGAACUAUAUUGAAUAUCUUGUAA